AAGUUCCAUUAGAGCCAAACAACUUCAAACACCUUCCUCGUAUUAAAAAAAAACUUUUAGAUGAAUUUGGAGUGACGUUUCAACAACUAUUCCGGCUCUGGUUAUUCUUCAGGAGGCACUACACGGACCGUCCAUCAUAUUGACAUGUUUUUUCGACCGAUCUCCGUUUUGAUUCAUUAUUCAGUCGUUUUUAGUCAUACUAGAUAAUCUGUUACCUUUUGAUGUAUUACUUCUAAUUAAUUAAUUAAAUGAAUCUCAUCAAGCCACGCCACUGCUUAUCGCAGACUGUCUAACAGGAAUAGUUCAAAGAAAUUAUGUACAUACGCCUUCCGACACUUUCGGUCAAUAGAUUCGAUGUUUUAAUUGGUAAACAGUGGAAAUGAUGAGUCCAAGUGGACUGACGGUUUCUAAGAUGUUUUAUACGAGGAGUAAACAUUAAUUUAAAUAUACGUAAGAGAAAAGAGGAAAACCGUCUGAAAGCAAUCGAAAAUGAAAAAAUAGAAAGAGCGAUAAAAUUCAACCAAAUGCGCAAAGAACAAGAAGAAAUCCGUAAAGUUUUCGUAGAAAAAGCUAAUAAAAAAAUAUUCAUGAACAAAGGAAAUGCUAAACAGCUGACCAGCGCUUACAUCCUGAGCGAAGUUUUGUACGAAAGAGAAAAACAAAAAGAAUUCAAAGAUUUUCUGAUGAAGCACGAAGCCGAAGAAUACGCGAAGGAAGUGGAGGAUGUUAGAAGAGUAGCUAAAGAAUUCGUUGAAGAAACAAAAGCUCAUAACGAAAACGAAAAACGCAAAAAAAUCGAAGCCAGUAAACAAAUAAGAAAAGAGUUGGACGACAAAAUUAAAAAAGAAAACGAAGAAGCGGAAAAAAGGAGAAUGGAAGAUUAUAAAGAUUAUAACGAUGCUUUAGACGAAAUGAAUUGCAUUAAACGGAAAGAUUUCGAAACGAAACUGAAGAAGAAACAAGAAAUAGCCAGAGAUAUGGAAGAUAUGUUGGAAAAGGAGCGCCAGAAAAACAUAUUGUUAGCUACGGAAGAACAAGAAUUGGAUGAUGUUAUCAAAGCUUACAGAAUCGCCAAAGAUAGAAUCGAUUGUAUGAGAAAAAUUAAAGAAAAACAAUUGCGGGAAGAAGCUAUUCGAUAUAGAGAAGAAAAAUCUGAAACGGCCAAAGCUGCAUCAACGGAAAAAGAAGAAGAAGAAAAGAGACAAAGAUCGUUAGAAGAAGCGAUAAAAGAAUAUGAAGAAAAGGAACUUGAAAAGGAAAGAAAAAAAGCGGAGCUUCACGCACGAGAGGUGCGCGAUAAACUGGAGGGAAGAAGACGGUUUCUCGAAAAAGAAGAAGAGCGUUUGAAGAAAGAAGCGGAAUUGAGAAAAUGGGAGAUGCUGAACAGAUACAAAACCGCAGAAGCCGUUAAAAUAUUGGACAAUAACAGUGCGAACGAACGUAAAAAUAAAAUGUUGAAAUACAGAGACGAUUUACUAAAACAAAUCGCGGAAAAUGAAAAUCGGCAAAAGAAAGAAAAGGAAAUUGACGGGAUGAUAAUGGAAUCGUUAAAUCGAACUGACGAUGACAAAUUCUUUGCUUAUGCCGAUGAAAUUUUAAAUAAGCAAACGAAAACUAAAAGAUCUACUUAUCCUACAAUAAAAGCUAUUAUGGAUUAUAAAAAGAAUAAUCAUUUAUCUACGUGAACCAGAUGUCGAAUACAUUUCGACACGAUUGUGUACGAAUGAUAAUGUCAGGAAAAUAAUCAUUCGUCUCCGAAUUACAAUUCGUGUAUUAUUAGAAAUAAAACAUUUUUUACAAAAGUA
Molecule: messenger RNA, 1805 nt
Organism: Diorhabda sublineata
Lineage: Eukaryota; Metazoa; Arthropoda; Insecta; Coleoptera; Chrysomelidae
Exons: 11
Coding region: 525-1685 (386 amino acids)
Source: RefSeq, a predicted model, not a curated record